This is a messenger RNA of Pezoporus occidentalis (night parrot), 898 nucleotides long. RefSeq names its product apelin (gene APLN). Bases 86 to 316 code for a protein of 76 amino acids. Gene Ontology annotation, molecular function: hormone activity; apelin receptor binding. The transcript has 3 exons. NCBI's taxonomy places the organism in Eukaryota, Metazoa, Chordata, Aves, Psittaciformes, Psittacidae. The record is from RefSeq and is a predicted model, not a curated record. Gene Ontology annotation, biological process: signal transduction.
GGCUGCGGGGCCGGGCCGGGCUCUCACAGCCUACAAAUGCGGCUCCGCCGUGGCGGGGCCGCCGCCGCCGCUCGCAGCCCCCGGCAUGGCCGCGCCGCGUUGGUUCCUGGCGCUGCUGCUGCUCUUCUGGCUCGCCCUGGCCGCCGCGGGGCCACUGGGCGCUGUGCCAGACGGGCAGAAUGUGAAUGAUGGCCUCAUCCGGACACUGGUGCGGCCACGGGGUGUCCGGCUCAGGGCUGGGCACCGGCCCGGCAGCUGGCGCAGGUACCGGAGACCCCGACCCCGGCUCUCGCACAAGGGCCCGAUGCCCUUCUGAGGCAGAGGCGUCCCCAGCCUGCCCUGGAUGUGGCUCCCACCACCCGUACAGUGCCACAGCCUGUGCUGCUCGUGCCUCAGCCCUGAGCAUGGACUCCCAUCCGUGAGCCCUCGGCUGGAGUCACCUCGUCCCCAUGGCUGCACGUGGAGGCCCAGCACCGUGUCUGGCUCGUGGUGCGGCUGGGUGCUGCCGCGAUGGUGGGCUUUGACCAAAGCACUUUGUCAGGCAGAGGAGCUUUUCCAGCUUGCCCUGGGUGGGGGCGUCCUAUUUAUUCCCCUGGUGUUAACCCUGCACCCUGGGUGAGCUGCUCUCCCCUUCCCACUGCCAGCCCCCCAACCCCGGGGAACCCCAAGUCAUGGGGCGCCUGCCCAGAGCACAGGGGGGGCUCUGAGCCCCUCUGCCCACGCCAUGACAUAGGACAGCGGGAGAAUGGGGAGCACUGGGGUUUCUGUGUCAAGCACUGACAUAUGCCAAAGGAGGGGCCCUUGCUCUGAGCUGGGCCCUGUUGACCAUGUCUCAUGUCUGUAAAGAUUUAUUCUGUGUAAAUACAUCUUUGUAAUAAAGAGUUCUGAUGACAGAAAA